Chelmon rostratus (copperband butterflyfish) is the source of this 7378-nucleotide messenger RNA. RefSeq names its product un-named sa1614. The transcript is spliced from 28 exons. The record is from RefSeq and is a predicted model, not a curated record. Gene Ontology annotation, biological process: positive regulation of GTPase activity. The coding region runs from base 675 to 3689 and encodes 1004 amino acids. Gene Ontology annotation, molecular function: protein binding; GTPase activator activity. Lineage: Eukaryota; Metazoa; Chordata; Actinopteri; Chaetodontiformes; Chaetodontidae. Gene Ontology annotation, cellular component: cytoplasm.
GCAAAAGCAGAAAAAAAUCAGCUGAUGAUGAGAAGACAUGAAGCUGUUCCUGCAGCGGAGAGCAGAGACCGGUUUGAUUGCCUCAUCUGAACCCGGUCCCGGUGUCCGGGGGGGUCCGGUUCUGCGCUCAGACUCUCCGCUCUUUGUCAGCCGGUUCACGCACGGAGACCCGGGGCGGGUUUGAGGGUUUUUCUCUGAAUGAAGCAGCUCCACCGGGGAGAGACUCGCUGCCUUUACGCGCUAAUGAUCCGGGAGUGUUUUAAUUUCUCGGGGUUUUCCGUUGAAUCCGCGCCGGUAGGAUUUAUUCCCUGCUGGAUUUAAUCACCUUUUGUCUGCAGGAAGAAGCGGCUGAUGCUGCGGUUCAUAGUGAAGUCACACUGACGGAGGAGUCACCGGAGCAGGUCUUUAAUUAUCACGUUUAUCUGCCUCUUAAUGCUGGUCUGUCUUCACGGGACUGUGGGAGUGCAGAAACAGCGCUGAUGGGAUUAUUUCACCUUAAACUGAUUUUCAUAUUAUUUUAUUAUUUCUUGUAAUUGGCUCUGGGGAACGGCUUUAAGGUUCCGCCUGCUUUUCUCAGUCUUUUGUGUGGAAUUGAUCUGUCAGCCUCCGGACCCUGUUAGUCUGCUCCGGUCCUGUCCCGGGUGGUCCCGGUGUGUCCCGGGCUGAGGAGCACCAUGCCCGAGUGCGUGUCAGUGUCCGAGUUCUUGCAGGAGGUCCAGGAGGACUGGAGCUCCCCCACCACCUCCUCCUUCACCUCCAAGAUGAUCAGCUGCAGGAACACCGUCUACCUGCUGGAGGAGGUUCUGGACAGUGACCGUUUGGUGUUGCAGAAGAUGAAGAAAGCUGCUAAAUCCAAAUACACAUCAGGACAAGACCACGUGUCUCACCUGGAGCAGUACAUUAAUGCGAUGGAAAAGCUGUCAGUCAACUGUCACUCAAACGGAGAGGCGGAGGUCGGCUCGGCCUUCUGCCGACUGGCGGACUUUUCUAAAGAGCUCCUCUCGCCAAUGAAGAACCUGUUAAAGAGCAUGCUCCACAACAUCAACUUCUUCCUGGACUCUCUGGUUAAAGGAGACCUGCGGGAGGUGAAGGGGGAUCUGAAGAAACCUUUUGACAGAGCAUGGAGGGACUAUGAGAGCAGAUUUAAGCAGGUGGAGAAGGAGAAGAGGGAGUUAGCUCGUCAGUAUGGGAUGGUGAGGAACGAGGUGAGCGGAGGAGAGAUUGCAGAGGAGCUCGAGAAGGAGAGACGCUCCUUCCAACUGAGCAUGUGUGAGUAUCUGAUUAAGGUCAAUGAGAUAAAGACAAAGAGAGGAGUUGACCUGCUGCAGAACCUCAUCAAACACUACCACAGCCACAACAAUUUCCUGCAGGAGUGUGUUUCCACCACUCAGAGGUUGAAGCAGUACAUGGAGGAGCUGAAUGGAGUCCUGAUGACGGUGAAACAGCGUCAGGAGGAGGAGAAGAGGCAGCUCGUGUCUCUCAGAGAUCAGCUGAGGCCGGUCGUCCACACCGAGCAGGACUCCUUACCAAAGCAGGUGUACAGUAUGCAUCAGCUGCUGGGAGACAAACAGUACGGGACAGAAAGAACAGGAUUCCUCUAUAAGAAGAGCGAUGGGUUGAGGAAAAUGUGGCAGAAGAGGAAAUGUUCAGUUCACAACUGUUACCUGACCAUCGCACACGCUACUCCUAACAAACCCCCGACCAGACUCAACUUGCUCACCUGUCAAGUUAAACCCAGUGUGGAGGACAAGAAAUGCUUUGACCUCAUAUCUCAUAAUCGGACCUACCACUUCCUGGCUGAGGAUGAACCUGAAUGUGUGGCCUGGAUCUCGGUGCUCAGCAACAGUAAGCAGGAGGCUCUGAGUGUUGCUCUGGACGGGGGGAGGAGAGGAGGAGGAGGUGGGGAGAGCAGCGUGGAGGAUCUGACCCGGUCCAUCACUGAUGACAUCAGACGGAUGCCAGGAAACAACAACUGCUGUGACUGUGGAGCUCCAGAUCCUGGAUGGCUCUCGACCAACCUGGGUAUCCUGACCUGUAUCGAGUGUUCAGGGAUCCACAGGGAGAUGGGCGUCCACGUCUCCAGGAUCCAGUCUUUGAGUCUGGACAGCCUGGGGACCUCAGACCUGCUGCUGGCUAGAAAUGUUGGUAACGCUGGUUUUAAUGAAAUACUGGAGGCAAACCUGCUGAGUCCAUCACUGAAGCCCUCCCAGCACAGCCACAUGGCAGAACGCAAAGACUUCAUCCUAUCAAAAUAUCAGGAUGUUCAUUUUGUGAGGCGGAGCCACAGCUCAACUGCAGCGCAGCGACUCGGCCUGCAGGAGGCGACGAAGAGCUGCGACAUCUACAGUCUGAUCCAGCUGUACGCUCAGAGGACAGAGCUGAGCCAGCCGCUGCACACACACAUACAGGAGAAAGGGGAGACAGCGCUCCAUCUAGCCGUCCUAUUGGCUGACAGGACGUCGCUGCACAUCCUGGACUUCCUGGCUCAGAACUGCUCCAACGUGGACAUGCAGACAUCAGCAGGAAACACGGCGCUGCACUACAGCUGCCUGCACAACAAGAGCGACUGUGUGAGACUGCUGCUGAGAGCCCGGGCCAACACACACAUCAAGAACGAGUUAGGAGAGACCGCUCUGGACGUGAGCCGCAGGCUGAAGCACGUCGACUGUGAGGCGCUGCUGCAGCAGGCCCAGUCCAACCAGUUCGAGCAUCACGUCCACGUGGAGUACGAGUGGAGGCUUCGUCACGACGAUCUCUACGACAGCGACGACGACUUUGACGACAAGAAUGGUCCGGUGAAGAAGGAGCGCUUCUCCUCUUCCUCAUCCUCCUCCUUCACCUCCUCCUUCUCCUUCUCCUCCCGUCCCUUCAGCUUUCAGUCCACCUCCUCCUCCAUCACUCCGUCGUCCGCUGGAGCAGCUGGAGGAGGUCUGCUCAGUGUGGGGAGGAGGCUCGCCAUGGCGAUGGAGCUCCACAGCCGUCCCUCUGGCUCCGCCUCCAGCCCCCCUCCUCCUCCCCCGUCCUCCCCUGCGCCUCCGCUGCCCCCGAGGGUCAAAGCUCCCAAUGUUCCUCCUCCUCCCCCUCCUGCUGGGGGGGAGGGAGUUGGGGAGGAAGACGAGGAAGAGGGGGAGGUCUUCUUCCCCCUGACAGGAAACAGAAAGUCGACCCCUCCACCUCCCAUCGCCGUCCGACACAAGAGGAGCUGCUCUGAGUCUGGCAAGCAGGAUUAUGGGUUGCCAACCAGCCCCAGGAUCUACAGCGGUCCAGACUCCUCCUUCAAGAAGUGUGUGCCAGCUUCUCCUCUCAGCUCGCUGGCUGAACGACCUGACAGAGGUUUUCGGAGGGCCGACAGUGACGGUAGCUCCUCCCACUUCCUGCACCCCGCUAGUAAAGCCCCGCCCAAUGGGUCUCCUACCAAUCAGCGCUCUCAGAGCUUUGAGAGUGACAGAAGAGGCCCCGCCCCCCAGCCACUUCCUCGCAGAUCAUUGCCUCGGGGUGCGACGAGCCGUCGGGUUGAGGCAUUGUAUGACUGCCAGGCUGAUCACCACGAUGAGCUGAGCUUCUCUGAAGGACAGGUGCUGGUAGUCCUGGGCCAAGAGGACAGUGAUUGGUGGCAUGGUUACAUAGAGGAUGAACCGGACCAGAGAGGUUUGUUUCCGUCCUCCUUUGUCCAGCUGCUCUUAGACUGAUGUGACCCUGGACGGAACCAGACCAGGACCAGUUCAGAUCCCGAGUCAACCUGGACCUCAGAAGAACCAAACCACGACCAAACCAGAUCAGUACUGAGCAGCAGAAGCUGAACAGAUGACCUGCGAUGGACCAGGUCAGACUUUUUUUUGUCCUACUCCCCCUCCCAGAUCUUGACUGAUCCGGUCUUGACCAGCUCCAGCAUCCUGUGAGUUCACACGAUCACGGUCCAGCCACAGUUCCUGUUGUCAGCCAUGUUUUAAUUGCAACCAGCAGUUCUUAUGCCUUCUGUUACCAUGGAAAUGUUACAGAUGACCUUUCAGUGAAGAAUCUGGACCAGACUAGAUCUCUAGGUCUCUAAGCAAGACUAGGUUAUGAGAUAAUGUUGCCAUGGGGACAGCCGCGCACAGAGAAAAUCAGCGAUAAUUCAAGGCUGAUGUUGAUGAUACUUUUAUUUAUUUAUUUAUUUAUUGAAAAUUAAAAUAUUUUAUUAAGCACACAGAUAGCGACAGCUCACUUCAAAAUAAAACAAUCCAUGGGACUUUUAUUUUGAAGUUCAACUGAACAACUUUUUUCUCUUCUAAUUUAUUGUUUAAUUAAUCCUGUGAAGAUGCCACAACAAAAGCAGCUUCUGUCCCAUUUCAGGCUCCGCCUCCUCAGAGGGGGCGGGGCUUACAAGGUCCAACAUGUGACCAGAGCACAAGGGAUUGUGGGAUACUGAAGACCGAGGGAUAAAUGGCAGUUGUCUGCUCUAAAUUCAGGUAAAAUCAGUCGGUCUGUAAAUGUGGGCGUCAGAGGAGGCGGAGCCUGAAAUGGAAUACAGCUGAUGCUUCCAGCUGCCUUAGAUGUCACAAGACAUCAACGCCUCAAUGAGUAAGUGCGGCAGCGUAUUGCCGCCACUAUUACAAAAUAAAUUGCUCAGUUUCUCGUUAAAACAAGCAAAAAUAUUUUUCACGCUUUAAUGGCAUUUUCUAUUUAUCACUACACACCAAAUAGUUCUGACUCAACGAGAAACAUUACCUGUGAUUAAGAAAAUGCAACGUGCCUCGCUAAAGCAAGAUAUAUAGACUAAUGUGUAGAGGCAGUGACAGUAACAUGACUCACAGCCUGUCCCAGCGGACACUGAGCUGAAUGUUUCUGAUGAUGGUGGCAGCAAUCAUCACUUUUACAGACGUUUCUCAGCAGAACUUUUCUCAUUUGAGUUUGAUUGUAUCAACUUUUACCUCCAGAGUUUUUGAUGUGGGAAGAAAAAAAACUCUUGACUCUUGUUUCAUGUUUUUUUUUAUUUCUUUCAGAGUGACUGUGGAGGAUUUGUGUUUUUUGAAAUAUCACAGUGCUUCUGUCUGUUUGGUUACUAAGAAUGAAUGAACUGAUGAUCAGCAGGUUGUUUGUUAAGUGAAACGGACAUUUCUCUCUCUUUUAUAAAACAGAGUCACAGUUUAAACAUAACAUGAGCUGAAUUAAAGCUAUGAUAACUGAACAUACGUCAUACAAACAUCUUGUUUGGUUAGUGGUUGUUGCUCUGCUCUAAAUCUACAGAUCACAUGGAAUUACCAGCAGCUGAAUGGUUGAUUUGAUUUAAUCUGCACCUUCCUGCAUUCUUGAAGGAAAUAAUCUCUAAAUUUCCAGACUGCAGGGAAUCUAAUAUGCACAAUUUUGGAUUUAUACUCUCGAUAAUCUUUUUUUUUUUUUUCAGCGUGUGCAAGUAAAUCUUUUUUACUAUAACAUAGCCUGCAAUUUCCAAAACAUGCAUCCAGAUGUCAAGUCCAGCUCAGGACUCCAGAGGCCUGCUGCUCUGUCAUUUAGUGGCUGAGUGUUCCUCAUUAGGUGGAUGAUUUCCCAGUUUACCAGCAGGAAGUUUUCCUGGAGAAGCCAACAAAGUGUUGAAUCUCAGCAGUGCAUGAAACCUAUUAAACUAAGCAGCAGAUGUUUCCGAUUAAACCACAGCUUUUGAUGACUCAGCACUCAGGUGCAUUCAGCCUGUGCAAGUUGUUUGAGACAAACAGGGUUAAACUCUAAACUGCAGCCGGGCUACCGACAGAGCAACAGCCUCCAGAAAGUGAUUCAGCAUUUAUGAUUAUUUAUAGAGGCCUCAGUCUGCUUCAAACGAAGUGCUUUGGGGAUCAUCUAACAGCGUCUGAAACCUCCCUUUCCGACAGCUGCAUCUGACAACUUUUAUCACUUCCAGGAGAGACUGUCUGAAAGUGUGCUGUUAUCCCCAUUUGUGCAUUGGGACCACAAAGACACAGAGUUGUUGGACAGAGUUCAGGGAGGUGGUGGGACACUGCCAGGAGUCUAUGCCUGCAGCCUUUUCACUCUGCUUUCCAGUGUGGCUGUUCGGAACAGUGGACAUGGUCAGACGACCCUUCAUGCAAACUACUUCUUUUCUGGCUGUUAGACGCUACACCAGCAAGUUUGUUUAAAGCUGACUGAGCUCUUUACUGAGCGAUUUCACACUGGCAGGUUAGUCUGAAUCUGGAAACAGAUCUUCAAAAAUUAUGUAAUGUCAAACGUUUUCAUGAUCUCAUACCUGCAAAGUCAAAAAACAAAAGUUGGUGUUGAGAGAGGAUUUACAGGUAUAUCCACUAGGGGGCAGAUCAGGUCUUAAUUAUCACCACUAACACCAGAUUAUGUUUGUUUUAAAAAACAACAACAACAAAAACAUUUAUUGCAAGAACACACAAGUUAACCUAAGAUUGUGGAUGCACUUACUCCGUAAAUGUUGUGAGCCAGUUGCAUUGGCUAGCAUUACUGGCAAAGGCACUAAAAUACAAGGUGCUGCUUACUAGUGCAAGAAUAUACUGCAGAAGAACUGAUUAGUUUGGGAAGUGGCAGAGCUACAGUGAUUGCGCAGAUUUUGCACAAAGUUUCUGAAAACAAAAUUUGCCAGAAAAUAUUUGUUGGCUUUUUCUAUGUGGAAAAAAUUAUGCAAAGUCUAAUUAAAAUGUUUGAAACGGAAAAUUAAAACAUUUUGGUUUUUCACAACCCUUAAAAAAUUAAAUGAUAAUGUGACAGAUGGACAACGGGAUAAAUUAAAUGCUGUUUUAAUCCAGAUUUAAGGCCAAAAUUCCCAGGUGUCCUAUUCUAAUGACCCACACUCAGCAUGAGGGUGUGUGCUGACAUCCAUGUACACACAGACACAGGCAUGGUUUGUCUUUGCUAAGCUGUUGUAGUUUGUUCAAAGUCUGCUGCUGGCCUUCACAUCCUCCACUGGUCAUGGGAUUAACUGCAUCUGGUUAAUGUGUAUCGUUAAUAAAAGGCACACUCAACACAGGACAAACAAAAAGCACAGUGAAAGAAACGACAUAAGUGAGACGAUCAAACUCAGAUUCAGACUCAACUCAAUGUGAAAACGUCCUAAAAACUCUUCGUUGUGUAAACGAAGCCACAAACAUUCAGUGACUGACAAUCAGCAACAGUAUUUGUACAUUCACAGUACAGGUGUGAAAGCCCUCUGCACACUGUCGUCUACCUGGACAAGGAAGUCCAGCAGACAGCAGACUGACUCCUCUGCUUCCUGCUGGACUUGUCAGUCUCUCUCAUAUGGUUGGUUAUUUUUGGUUGGACUUUAGUACAUUGCACUACAUCUUCCAUUCACUCAUGCACCGCACGCACUGAUGAUGUUACUAAUUGUUUGAUUUUGUCCUUGUUAUGAUUUGUUUAAUAAACCUUUAGUUCAAAGUCGUGCAGG